Ahaetulla prasina is the source of this 2698-nucleotide messenger RNA. Its product is annotated as histone H2A-beta, sperm-like. The transcript is spliced from 2 exons. The coding region runs from base 2099 to 2530 and encodes 143 amino acids. Gene Ontology annotation, cellular component: nucleosome. Gene Ontology annotation, molecular function: DNA binding; structural constituent of chromatin; protein heterodimerization activity. Lineage: Eukaryota; Metazoa; Chordata; Lepidosauria; Squamata; Colubridae. The record is from RefSeq and is a predicted model, not a curated record.
GAGAAAGCAGAACUGCUUGAUUCCUUCUUUGCUUCUGUUUUUACGCAAAAGGAGGAAAUAACCUACCAAAAGCAGCACGGAGGGAGAUAGAAUAGGUAUACAAAUUGAAAUAAGAAAGGUAUUGGUAAGAGAAUAUCUAUCCAGCCUGGAGGAGUACAGAUCAACUGGGCCAGAUGGUUUGCAUCCCAGAGUUCUGAAGGAGUUGGCAGAUGUCAUUGCGGAGCCACAGAACGUAGUUUUUCAAAUAUCUUGCAGCACAAGGAAACUACCAGAGGACUGGAAUAGGGCUGGUGUGGUUCAAAUCUAUAAAAAGGGGGAAAUGAAUCCAGGAAAUUAUAGGACAAUCAGUUUGAUAUCAAUACCUGGGAAAACCCUGGGAAAGAUAAUCAAGUGAACACCUAGAACACCUAGAAACAAACAAGGUGAUUACUAGACGCCAGCACAAGUUUCUUAAAAACAGAUCAUGCCAGACAAACCUUGUUGCCUUUUCUGACAGUGUGGAGUUUGUGGACUAACAAAAGGCUGAACACAUAGUAUACUUGGACUUCAGUUAGGCAUUUGACAAAGUGGGCCACAACCUACUUCCUGGCAGGAUAGAACAAUGUCAGAUAGACAGUACCACCACCAGAUGGAUUUGCAAUUGACUGAUGAACCACACCUAGCAUGUUUUCCUCAAUGGAACUACAUCUACCUAGAAGAAAGCAUGCAGUGGGGUACUUCAAGGUUCUGUCUUCAACAUCCUAAUAAAUGAUCUAGAUGAGGGGAUAAAAGAAGAGCUCAACAGAUGACACCAAAUUGGGGGGAAUUGCUAAUUUGGGAAGAUAAACUCAAAAUCCAGAAGGAUCUUGACAGACUUGAACACUGGAGCAUCUAACAAGGUGUAGUUUAGUGGUGAGAAGUUAAGGUCCUGCACAUAGGCAGGAAAAAUCAUAGAUACCCAAUAGGUUUUUGUUUGUUUUUUUGUUUACAUUUAUACCCCGCCCUUCUCCGAAGACUCAGGGCGGCUUACAAUGUAUAGGGCAAUAGUCUCAUUCUAUUUGUAUAUUUACAAAGUCAACUUAUUGCCCCCCCAACAAUCUGGGUCCUCAUUUUACCUACCUUAUAAAGGAUGGAAGGCUGAGUCAACCUUGGGCCGGGCUCGAACCUGCAGUAAUUGCAGGCUUUGUGUUCUUAAUAACAGGCCUUACCAGGCAGAGCUAAACCGGCCCUAUGAUACCUAUCUCAAUAGGUCUAGGUGAGAGAGAUCUAGGCCCCCAGAAGUCUGAGCCAGCCAUGUGCUGCAGCUGCCAAAAAGGGCGAUGCGGUUCUCAGCGGCAUCAACAGAGGGGCAGCAUCAAGAUUACAAGAAGUGAUAGUACAGCUUCGUACCACACCGAUAAGACUAGGAAUUGUGCAUCCAGGUCUGGCCACCAUGAGGGAAAAAAGAUGCAGAGUCCUCAGAAAGAGUGCAGAGAAGAGCAACAAAGAUCAAAAGGGUCCGGAGACUAAAUUGUGUGAACAGUUGAGGGAGCUGCAUUGUCUAACUUACAGGACAGGAAGGGGGGCAUUAUAACUGUCUCCCAGAACUUGAGGGGCCGUCACAGAUGAAGGGAUUGACUUAUUCUCCAAAGCACCAAAUGCUAAGACAAGAAGUAAUGGGUGGGAGCUAGUUAAAGAGAGAUCCGCCCUAGAACUAAGGAGCAAUUUUCUGACGGAAUAAUCCAUGGAUUAGCUUGGCUCCUGGAAUUGUGGGUGCUCAGUCCCAGGAGGUUUUCAAAAAUAGACUGGGCAACCAUUUGACAGGGAUGGUAUGAGGUCUCCUGCCUUGAGCAGGGGGUUGGAUUAGAAGACCUCUGAGGUCCCUUCCGGUCCUAGGAUUCUAUGUUCCAUGGUUUCAUGCGCAUGGCUGCGGCUGGAGGAGUUUUAUUCAGGAAGGACUUCGCCAACCUUUGAAUUGCGCGCGCUGCCCGCUCAGUGGCCCCGGCGCCAGCCAGUGAGCAGAACCGCGGGCCGCGGAGUCCAAUCGGCGGCCGCGGUGGGCGGGCUGGCGUGAGACGCGCGGGCCGUAUAAAGGCGCCCCACCGGACCCGCCGGCCACUCGCUUCCUUGGGGACUGGCCAUGUCGGGUCGCGGCAAGGCGGGCGGCGGGAAAGCGCGGGCCAAGGCGAAAUCGCGCUCAUUGCGCGCCGGACUGCAGUUCCCGGUGGGCCGCGUGCAUCGGCUGCUGCGCCGCGGACACUACGCGGAGCGGGUCGGGGCCGGCGCUCCCGUUUACCUGGCGGCGGUGCUGGAGUACCUGACGGCCGAGAUCCUGGAGCUGGCGGGCAACGCGGCGCGUGACAACCGCAAGACGCGCAUCGUCCCGCGGCACGUCCAGCUGGCGGUGCGCAACGACGAGGAGCUCAGCCGCCUCCUGGGCCGCGUCACCAUCGCGCAGGGCGGCGUCCUGCCCAACAUCCCCGCCGCCCCCCUGCCCCGGAAGGCCGCGGCUCAGGGCGGCGGGGCGGCGGGACGGAAGAAGGGCGCCCUCCAGGCCUCGCAGGAGUACUAGGCGCGGCGGCGGCGGAGGAACCGGAGAGCGACCCGAGGCUGCGGAGCCGGACGAGCCGAAGUAGCGGACCCCCUGCGGGCGCCACGUGCUUGGACUCGGUACUGGGCGCGCUCGACCCCAUGGCGGGCUGCCUGCGCCCCGGCAUCCAAUAAAAGGACGUUGAAAGCG